Messenger RNA from Gadus macrocephalus (Pacific cod), 4362 nucleotides. RefSeq names its product tudor domain containing 9 (gene tdrd9). The transcript is spliced from 35 exons. Gene Ontology annotation, cellular component: intracellular anatomical structure. The record is from RefSeq and is a predicted model, not a curated record. Gene Ontology annotation, molecular function: RNA binding; ATP binding. The coding region runs from base 136 to 4134 and encodes 1332 amino acids. Lineage: Eukaryota; Metazoa; Chordata; Actinopteri; Gadiformes; Gadidae.
GUUAAACUUUCCAUGACAUCAUCCAACCACGACGUGGCGAAGUGAGCUGCAUUGGAAAUUCGACAUCGAAGGUCAUUCGAGAAGUCCCCCGUGCUGUAACAAGUGUUUCAUUCAAUUUGUUUCAUCAAGUUAAAUAUGAAGAGUUCUAUUACACCAGAGCAGAUUACAGAGUGGUUUAUAUUUGGGUCCCAGUUCACCAAUAUCAGAAUUACAGAUGAAGUCACAGAAAAGCCGGAGACGACAUCACCAGUACAGAAUUGUCCGUCACAACUGGGCAGCCCCAGUAAAGAUCCUCCAGAUGGUGGACUGAGGAGACCAACCACAGAGCUUCUGGGAAGUGGUGCACCUCGUCUAGUGAGCUACGAGUAUCCCAGGCUGCCAAUAACGAAAAACAGACAGGAGCUCGUCUCUCUGGUAGAAAACAACUCCGUGGUGAUCAUCCGUGGAGCCACGGGCAGUGGCAAGACCACCCAGCUGCCCCAAUUCAUCCUGGACCACUACAGUGAGAAGAACGCCCCGUGCAACAUCGUGGUCACACAGCCACGCAAGAUCGGAGCAACCAGCAUCGCCCGAUGGGUGGCCACCGAGCGCAGGUGCACCCUGGGCAGUCUGGUGGGCUAUCAGGUGGGCUUGGAGAAGAUGGCCACAGAGCACACCCGGCUCAUCUACGUCACCACCGGCGUGCUGCUGCAGAAGCUGGUGGCCGCCAAGACCCUCAACGAGUUCUCGCACAUCUUCGUGGAUGAGGUUCACGAGCGGACGGACGAGAUGGACUUCCUGCUGCUGGUCAUCCGAAAGCUCCUCCACUCCAACUCUCGCUACGUCAAGGUUGUCCUCAUGUCCGCCACCAUCAACUGCAGGGAGUUUGCGGAGUACUUUGGCUCGCCGGUGCGGGGCCAGAUGAACCCUGCGUACGUGUUUGAGGUGGACGGCGCUCCGUACGCCAUCGAGCAGAGCUACCUGGACGACCUGCGCGCGCUGUGUCCAGGCAGGGUGGUGCCUAUGAGCAGCCACGAGCCCAACAUAUCCCAGGAGAUGUACAACAUCGCCAUCAGUCUGAUCCAGAGCUUUGAUGAGAUGGAGACCAAAGACCAAUGCAAGAAGACGGAGCAGGACGUGAGCCUGAAGCUGCCCGAGCGCGGCAGCGUGCUGGUGUUCCUGCCGGGACUGAAGGAGAUCGGCAACAUGCAGGAGGGCCUGGCCACGCUGGUCCGCAGAAGGCUGCAGGUGUAUCCGCUGCACUCCACGGUGACGAUGGAGGAGCAGAACGGAGUGUUCCUGGUGCCUGUUCCCGGCUACAGGAAGAUCAUCCUCUCCACCAACAUCGCUGAGAGCUCUGUAACAGUUCCUGACGUCAAAUACGUGAUUGACUUCUGCCUGGCUCGUCACCUGGUCUGUGACAACGAAACAAACUACCAGUCCCUACGGCUCACCUGGGCCUCAAAGACCAACUGCAACCAGCGUAAAGGCCGGGCGGGCCGCGUCUCCAAGGGCUACUGCUACCGGAUGAUCACCAAGGACUUCUGGGAGAAUGAUAUCCCAGAGUACAUGGUCCCUGAGAUGCUGGUGGCUCCUCUGACCAGCAUCAUGCUGAAGGUGAAGCUGCUGGACAUGGGGAACCCCCGCGUGCUGCUCUCCACCGCCCUGUCCCCCCCCAACCUCCAGGACAUCGUCAGGACCGUGCUCCAGCUCAAAGAGAUGGGGGCGCUAUCGGCCAAAAACGACCGUCAAAACCACAACGACGACGGGGAGCUGACGUUCCUGGGGCGCGUGUUGGCCCACCUGCCCGUGGACCUGCGCCUGGGCAAGAUGAUUGCCCUGGGCCACGUCUUCGGCUGCCUGCAGGAGAGCCUCAUCAUAGUGGCCUGCCUCUCUCUAAAGAGCUUCUUCGCUAUGCCCUACAAUCAGAUGAUGGCCGGCUUCAGGACAAAGCUGGGCUUCGCCAACGGCGUCCCCAGCGAUGCCAUAGCGUUCCUCAAUGCCUUUAAGGCUUGGCACACUGCUAAGAAGACGGGACAACUGAGACACCCAAAGGACGAGCUGGACUGGGGAAAGGAGAACUUCAUCCAGAUCAGGAGGAUCAGAGAGGUCACAGAGCUGUACGAGGACCUGAGGAAGCGUGUCGCCCACUUCAACAUGAUUGUGCCCGAGAGCCCUCCACCCACAGACUACACCAGCACCAACCGCCAGAAUUUCAUCAUCCAGAUGGUCAUCGCGGGGGCGUACUACCCCCACUACUUUGUGCAAGGUGAGAUGGACGAGGCGAUGGCCGCCAAAGAUCUGUGUGGCCACGACCCCAGGACCACAGUCGUGGUGAGGAACCUGCCUCCCUACUGCUUCCUGUACUACAAGCAGCUGCAGUCUCUGUUCCGCCAGUGUGGGCAGGUCAAAGCCAUCUUCUUCGACAGCUCCAGAGCCUACGUAGAGUUCACCAAGACGGCCGGGGCCACUGGCGUGCUGACGGAGGUGACCCUCGCUCUGCUGCUGGCCAAUCAGAAGCAGCUGCUGGACCUGUUCACGUAUCCCAAUGAUGAGGUGCAGGCCUGCUCGGCCGGCAGGGCCAUCUCCCACAUGAAGUACACCCGGGUGCACGUGGACUUCCAGAACAACACGCUUCGCCCUGUGGGGCUGCUGAGCAGCACGGUGGAGCUGGAGAAGCUGCCCCCCACACAAAAGUUUGCGAUCAGCAUCACAGAGGUGUUGGAGGUGGGCCGGUUCUGGGGCUACCGGGCCGACGAGGCCAGCAAGCAGAAGCAGGAGAGCCUGACCAGGGACAUCAACGGGCGGCCGCUGCAGCCCGUGGCGGUGUCCCCGCACCCCAACCUGCUGUGCCUCGCCCCCUUCGUGGAGCGGAGCGGCAGCCAGUACCACCGCGCCAACGUCCGGAACGCGCUGGGCACCACGGUGGAGGUGUUCUUUGUGGACUUUGGCAACACGGCGUCGGUCCCCUGUAGCAGCCUGCGAGAGCUGCCCCCCGACCUGGCCUCUCAGCCCUUCCAGGCCCAUGAGUUCUACGUGGUGGGCAUGCGGCCCUCCGCCCAGUCCCUGAUCCUGGGGGACCAGUGGAGCCAGCGGGCCCGUGACCGCUACAUCAAACUGACCCGGGGCCACGAGGCACUGGUGGAGCUCUACUCCACCCAGCAGGGGGUCCUGCACGUGGAGCUGUUCAUCCCCGCCAAGGGCCAGGAGGCCCUCAACGUGGCCCGCGUCAUGGUGGAGGAGGGCCACGCCCUCCCCGCCCUGGAGGGCUACAACUCCCAGCAAAACCACGAGCAGGUGAUGUCCAUGUACAAAGACAUGGCGGACAAGACGUACGUCCCCAACUCCGCCGGGGGCUCGUGGCAGGACCGCCUGAAGGAGCAGACGGAUCUCAUCUCCGAUCUGCUGGCCCGCUUCAAGGACAACAAGUCCUACCUCAAGACCAAGGUCCGGGUGAACGGACCCAACAGCCCCCACAGGGUCUCCUUCCACAGCUUCAGCCACUCCACCUACUACAAGUCGGUGUCCAUCCAGAAGUGCAGCCUGAACUCUGGGGUGGUGAAUGAGAUGCCGCAGUACAAGCACCAGAGGAUGCUGGUGGCCGGGUCGGUGGCGGUCAGCGCUGAGAGUGCACACAUCCUCCUGCGGGACACCACCCUAAUGCCGGACAUCCCGGGGCUGCCCGCUCUCAUCACCAUGCUCUUCACCCCCGUGAUGGAGCUACGCACCAACGCAGAGAGGACCCGCUACACCGGCGCCCUCUGUGGCCUGGGGUGGAACAGCAACACCCUGGCCCCCGUGCUGCCGGAGCGAGACAUGGAGCUGGCCUUCGACUGCUUCUUUGACGUGGAGGACAUAACCGAGACCAACGCACUGCGGGACUCCAUCAACCGCCUGCUGUCGGAGGGGUCCCGGGGCCUCAUGCACAUGGGACAGGACCACAUCGCCCGUCUGCAGGAGGACUGCCAGGACCGCCUCGUCAGGCUGUGUGCCAGGACGCCGGCCCGGGAGGAGGCCCCGCCCCACUACUACGAGCGGCUGGGCCAGUGGAACCAGGUGGACCCCGCGCUGAAGAUGGCCAUCGUUCAGCCAGAGGGCGGAGAAGUCAAGAGCGUCCCGUUCCUCCUGCACCCCGUCAUCCUGCUGGACACCUGACGCGUCGGGCUGCUUCUGUUCCGCUGAGGCAGAACGCUGCCUUUAGUUUUGUUGCCAAAGUUCAUUUAAUUUUAGUUUCAUUUAAUUUGUUUAAACUGAUUUGUGAUAAGUCAAUAAUGUUGAUCUGUUGGCACUGAUGCCUUUAUUUACUUGUGUUUUUGAAAGUGUUUGUCAUCCUGACCUCCCGCCCGGUUUUAGGGCUAUUAAAAACACUUGUUCUUAAACAGA